CGCAGCGGGAGGCGCGCGGAGACCAGAGGGAGCGAGUUCCGUGGCGCGGCCGCUCGGCUGCUCCCUCCAUCGGAGGUCGGGCGCUCGGCUCUCCGGACCCGCCUGGCGUCCUAACCUCCGGCCGGGCCGGCCGGCAGCGGCGCCCCGGGCAUGGCUUCGGCGGGCAGCGGCAUGGAGGAGGUGCGCGUGUCGGUGUUGACCCCGCUGAAGCUGGUCGGGCUGGUGUGCAUCUUCCUGGCUCUGUGCCUGGACCUGGGGGCCGUGCUGAGCCCGGCCUGGGUCACUGCCGACCACCAGUACUACCUGUCCCUGUGGGAGUCCUGCCGGAAGCCCGCCAGCUUGGACAUCUGGCACUGCGAGUCCACGCUCAGCAGCGAUUGGCAGAUUGCUACCCUGGCUUUACUCUUGGGCGGUGCUGCCAUCAUUCUCAUUGCAUUUCUGGUGGGUUUGAUUUCUAUCUGCGUGGGAUCUCGAAGGCGCUUCUACAGACCUGUUGCUGUCAUGCUUUUUGCAGCAGUUGUUUUACAGGUUUGCAGCCUGGUCCUUUACCCAAUCAAGUUCAUUGAAACUGUGAGCUUGAAAAUUUACCAUGAGUUCAAUUGGGGUUAUGGCUUGGCUUGGGGUGCAACUAUAUUUUCAUUUGGGGGUGCCAUCCUUUAUUGCCUGAACCCUAAGAACUAUGAAGACUACUACUAGAACCAGUCGUCUCAAAUUAUGAAACAACCAACCAUCCCACAAAAGGAUUAUGUCUGCAUCUUUUCUAAGUCACUUACUAUUUUCUAAAAUACUUGUGGAGCAUCAAGCAGUUUGCUCAGUUGAUUUAAUAUCCUUUGCCUUUUCGCUGUCAACAUCAUAACCAGCUUUUACAUCCAUUUUAGGGACCUGCACAAAUUAAGAGAGCAGAGCUGAUUAGACAUAGGCAAAUGCUGCAAACUUCCAAUAUGUUCGCGUCAUUUUUCUUGACAAGUGAAGGGUCUAUGUGACAACAACUCUUGUGAGAAAAUGGUCGGAAUGAGAAAUGCCUGGCUCUCCUAUUGCCUGCAGGGGAGCAGCUGGCAUAAGCAACAUUUAGAAGUUCCUUUGCUCUGACAAGGAUUCCACUAUUAGAAUCCUCAUCUCCUGCUUCUCCCACACAAUGACUACAUUGGCCAUUAGUUAUUUGCUUGAGUGAGCUUUGAAAAGUGAACUGCCCUUCAGCAUCUAACAGCAGUUGUGAAUGUAAUUGGUUCAUGGUACACAUUCCGCCUUCUAGAAUAGUCUUUUUAAACAGGAGUUCAUGCUUUGGCAAUCCACAGCUCCCUGGUUAGGGAGUCAAGACUUGGAGACAUGUGCUUUCCAUUAUGUGGUUAGAAAUUGUGCCUCAGCCACAUCUAGAAUGGGGAAAAAUUGAGAGUCUUGGCUUUCCCAGGGGCAAUUAGAAAGAAACAUGCAUGAUUGGCUUUUGUCCUAAGUCCCCUUUAAAUCAUUUACCAAACAUUGCAGCAAAGAAUUGUGCAUCUGUAACAAGCGUAACUAUUUUUAUAGAAGGUGAACCAUUAGGAUAAAUGGUAAGAAGUUGUUCCCUAGCCCUGCACAUAUGUCCACCCUGUUACAUAAAAUUAAUAUUUGCUCUAGUGAAGUGGUUUGAACACUAACCUUGUACACGCUGUUAAGAAGCUUAGAUUGGUAUUCACACUAAUUUACCAUACGAAAAGUACAUAUACUUUAAAGCUUUUGCUCUGUGUUCUCUACUGUUUCACUGCAAAGUUUUACUAGAAUUGCAUAAGAAGAAAAAUUGAAAUGGUGUUAAUCUGAAAAUGUAUGACUCUCCUGUAAGCACUGUAGUUCAAAAGAGUAGCAGUUAGGAUGAUCGUUUCACUUAAAAUCUAUUAAAAUAGAACGCCACUAUUUUUUCCAAGUAUUUUAAAUAUCUUCAUUUAAAAAAGAAAGAAUAGCGAUAGAUUUAUAUAAAUGUCUAAAUGUCUCAGUAGAGGAAUAGAAAUCAUCUGAUUAUCACCCGGUCCUCUAAAGUUAACUGAUGGGCUAACUGAUUUGUGCACACAAUUAUGGCACAUUUACCUUAAAGGAAUAUUUUGUUGAUUGUUCAAAUGGAAGGAAAUGCCAAAAUAAUAGGGGAUAAGUUUGCAACUAAUCUCACCGCAAACUUGUGUUAAUUCUGUUUAAUAUACACAUUUGGAUAGUUUAAUUAUAAGCAUAUUUUUAUAUCAAAUAUACAGUUCUAAUAUAAAAGUUAUAAAUAUUUUUGUUAACAAAGACACUAAAACAGUAUAUCCUGGUUUUGGCCCACUUGCAGAAAGAAGCAUUGGAAAAAUCAUCUUAAAUGCACAUGUGCUAGUAUAAUGUAAAGUCUGUUAAGAGCAGGACCACAUCAGUAGUAUUUUAAAAUGUGCUUUACCUCCCAAAGCAGAACUCUGCUUUCAGGCUUGUCUUAAGAACUAUUGCCAAAAGCAACAGGAAAGCAAAACAAAACAACCACAAAAAAUCUAUUUUAUUACUCAAAUGCUAAAAAAUAAAAAUAAAAAUUCUCUCUUAUCUUGUGAAUUUUCUAUAGCAUCACGAAGUAAAUAUGAAGUACCAGGCUUAUUCCUGUUUUAGCCAUGAUAGACAAAAGCAAUUUAAUGCAUCCUAGAGAGAAAUCUUUAUACAAGUGUAUGAUUCUAUAAAGAAUCAUAAGAAGCUAUGAGUGGAAAUUUUCCAGAAAGGUAGUAGAGAAUCUUUUGAAACAAUUUUCUUGAGAAAUAGUAAAAUCUGAGGCAGACUGUCUUGCAGUUAAUUGCAUAUUGCCAGAGCAGCAUGAGAAAUACGAUAUUUGGAUUGGGGUUUCAGUUACUAAACACCCUCUAUUGUAAGAGGAUCCUCUUUAUUCUUGAAUAAUGGGAGUACAGUACUUUGGUGCUGACAUCAAUGAGCCACUUUUCUUAGUCCUAAGAGACCAUGUGGUGUACUGUGUUAGACCAAUAUCACAUCUUGAGUCUUAUCAAGUUUUCAUUCUCUGUCAAUAUGGCAAGCUGGAAAGUGACAGAAUGUUAUAGGUUAAGGCAUACAUAUUUGCAGUUUACUGAAAAGUAGAUUUCUUAUAUGACUUUUUUCCCUUCCUAGUGAAGAGCCCUAUGCUAUAUUUCUACCAUCACUAAUAUUUGGAAUGUUUUCUUAUGAAUAGGCUCAGUACAAAAUGAAAAUCAUUGCUGCUCAUCCAAAAUACUAUUUUGUCUAUCGGAAUACACACAAGUGAAUUGUUCACCUACAUUAACAUUAUGUCUUUGCAGCUAGUUUUGUUUGAUGUUUUCUUACAAGCAAAGUUGUCAACUACAAACCCAUUAUUUAUCUUAGAGAGACGUAUGUGCACACACGUAUAUAGCGUAAAGUACACAGCAGGGCUAGUUAUUUGGAUUUCUUGCACAACUAUUUAGCUUUUUGUAAGUUCAACAUGUGAAUUUUAAAGACAUAAAUAUAGAGAGACCUAUGUGUUUGAAAUAUAAAUGAUGUAUAUGGAUUAGCAUGUACCUGUAUAUUCUUAAACAUGCAAUGAACUGACUGGUAAGUGACGUCUAAUCAUAUGGCUAGCAGUGUAAUUUAUUCAGACUGUAUUUUUGUACAGAGCAGCGCACACUAACCUAUGCCUCUGUGUCCUCUUUAAUGCCUAAAACUGUGCCUAGAAAUUUCAUCUGUCUUAAAAAAAUAAAAUACACUUCAUUCUGUUCAUGCUAUUAGUUUCUCUACUGCUGUUCUAUAUUUAUUAUUUUUAAAUAUAUGACAUUUACUACUUCAAUAUGAAUUCAUGGUAUCCUGGUUAUUAUUUUUUUUAGCAGUCAUCUAGAGGAAACCUGUUUAUCUCUCCAGUGGUUUUGAGUUUGCAGUUUCAUGAUCAGUUGUUCAUUUCAUGAUUUCUGUAGCUGACAUGAAGUUAUCUAUGUGGAAAAAAUAAAAAUAAAAGUGGCUUUGCUGCUGCGGUUUGA
Molecule: messenger RNA, 3956 nt
Organism: Choloepus didactylus (southern two-toed sloth)
Lineage: Eukaryota; Metazoa; Chordata; Mammalia; Pilosa; Megalonychidae
Gene: TMEM47
Product: transmembrane protein 47
Exons: 3
Coding region: 151-696 (181 amino acids)
Biological process (GO): cell-cell adhesion
Cellular component (GO): membrane; cell-cell junction
Source: RefSeq, a predicted model, not a curated record